CUUGGGCUGGGUUUCUGUAGAGCACUUUAUGACAACAGUGACAUCAGCAUCCAUAAUGAUAUGUGUCUGUGUCCCCUCUUUAUGGUUACCAGGACAAUGCUAGCCCUUCCUCCCCCCCGGAGUCCCCGUGUCGUGCCUCUCCCGGUAGCACCUUACUACUGGGUAUGAAGAGGUUGUCUGUGCUGCUGGUGGACUGCAGGAAAACAACGGGGCUGAGUGGAACUGUGAGCGGAGGAGAACAGAUGAAAGGAUCAGAUUUGACACAUCAAAGAGAAAGACCAGACUCAGUGGAACCAGAGCCAGGGACGUCCAAACCCGCAAGACGACACCAGUGCUCCCACUGUGAAAAGGGUUGUAACCGGUUAUGGGACCUGAAACAACAUGAGAGAAUACACACAGGGGAGAAGCCAUACCACUGCUCCCAGUGUGGAGAGUGUUUCUACUGGUCAAGGGAUCUGAAAAAACAUGAGAGAAUUCACACAGGGGAGAAGCCUUAUCACUGCUCCCAGUGUGGAAAGUGUUUCUACUGGUCAGGGGAUCUGAAAAAACAUGAGAGAAUUCACACAGGGGAGAAGCCUUACCACUGCCCCCAGUGUGGAAAGAUGUUUAAAUGGAAGGGGAACCUGAAAUCCCAUGAGAGAAUUCACUCAGGGGAGAAGCCUUAUCAUUGCUCACAAUGUGGAAAGAUGUUUUACCAAAAAGGACACCUGAAAGCUCAUGAGACAUUUCACACAGGGGAGAAGCCUUACCACUGCCCCCAGUGUGGAAAGGGUUUUAACGAUUUGGGGAAGCUGAAACGGCACGCGAGAAUUCACACAGGGGAGAAGCCUUACCACUGCUCCCAGUGUGGCAAGUGUUUUAACCAGUUAGGGAGCCUGAAACGACAUGAGAAAAUACACUGAGGGGAGAUGUAUUACCACUCCUACCAGGGUGCAAAGCUUUUGCCCAUUUAGGAAGCCUGAAAGAACAUGACACAGAGGAGAAGACUUACAAAAGCUCAGACUUUGGGAAAACAUAUUACUCAUAACAAUCACUUAAACGUCAUUAGAGAAUCCACACAGGAGAGAGAAAUUACUUCUCUUAGCAUGUAUAUUGAUAUUUCACAUCUCAUUGACUCACAACUCAUCAGAGAACAUACACAGUGCUCCCGUUGUCUUAUAUUGUUGCCUUAUAAUGUGUUUACCUGUUUUUACCAGAUGAAAUUGCUUCUUCCAAUUAUUGAUAAACAUGUACCUAUUAAGAAACUGACUGUUAGAACUGUUCCAUGGAUUGAUGAGGAAUUUAAAAACUGUAUGUUUGAAAGAGUUUGGGCAAAAUGAGUGGCUAAUAAGUCUGGCUGCACAUCUGGCUGGCUUACAUACUGCUAAUUGAGAAAUGAUGUGACCAAACUAAAAUAAUA
This is a messenger RNA of Oncorhynchus kisutch (coho salmon), 1399 nucleotides long. Its product is annotated as zinc finger protein 239-like. The transcript is spliced from 2 exons. Gene Ontology annotation, biological process: regulation of transcription by RNA polymerase II. Lineage: Eukaryota; Metazoa; Chordata; Actinopteri; Salmoniformes; Salmonidae. Gene Ontology annotation, molecular function: DNA-binding transcription factor activity, RNA polymerase II-specific; RNA polymerase II cis-regulatory region sequence-specific DNA binding. Gene Ontology annotation, cellular component: chromatin; transcription regulator complex; PcG protein complex. The record is from RefSeq and is a predicted model, not a curated record. Bases 165 to 902 code for a protein of 245 amino acids.